GGCUCGGCUUGUUCCUCCCGUGGGUCUCACGCCGGUGUCCUUGGCCGCACGCCGCGUCGGUAUUCCCGCCCCCGCCCCAGGCUGAGGGCUUGUAGGCCCGAGGGCCCCGCCGACCUUCUGCGUCCGGUUAGCGGGUGCCUGCACUCGUUCUCCCUUCUGUGUGCAGGGGCCCGCGGGGACUCCGCGAUCCCGGGGCUGGGCGGGUCUCAGCCGGAGCUCCCCGAGCAGCGGAGAGAAGACCUUAAAGUGCGCGGAUAACCUUAUAAUACUGAGGAAGAGGCACAGAGCAUUCACUCAUCCAGUUCAACAUUUACUGAGGGCCUUCUAUGUGCUAGGCACUGUCCUAGGGGCUGGGGUAGAACAGCAAAAGAAAUCCUUACCGUCGUGGACGGUCUAUAAUGCCAUGGGGAGAAAGAUGUUAACAAAGCAAAUAGGUAAAAUGUAUAGGAUGCAUGGAGAAGAAUGCAGUUUAAACAAGGUCAAAGAAGGCCACCAUGAAAAAGUGACAGUUGAGUAAAGACCAGGAGGUGAGGGAUGAACCAUGUAGAUGUCAUCGCAAAAUUUGUUUAUGCAAAAGGAAGGGCAAAUGCAAGGUUUGGAAGGAGGAACUCAACUGGUGUGUUCAAAGGAAUUUUGAGGAGGGAGGAGGGCCGUGUCCCUGGAGAGCGUAAGCAAGGAGAAGAGCACUAGAUUAUGACAGGACAACCAUCACUUCAUGUGGCUUUUGGUUCUUGGCUUUUCCUUAAAAGGAGAAGUGCCCAGGAGAAGCAUGAUCUGGUUGCUGCACCACAGGUGAGAUAGGAUGGUAGCUUGGACCAGGACGGAAACAGUGAGGUGAUGAAAGUUGGGAGACAGUUGAUCCGAGGCCCAGCAGGCAUUGCUGCUGGAUUAGACUCAAGUGUGAGAGGGAGUGAAGUCAAGCCUGACUUCAGGUUUCUGGCCUGAGCGCUUCCAAAGAAGGAGGAACCACUUGCUGAGGAGGGGGCAGGGAGCAGGUUCAGAAAGAUAAGAGCUCAGGUUUGGCCAAGCAAGAUAUCCUGAGACAUCCAAUAAGUAUCCAGUUGGCAGCCGGAUGAUAGAGGGCCGGGAGUCCAGGGGAGCAGCUGGGUGGGAUGUGUACAUUUGGGCGUCACCAGCAUAAAGAUGGUAUUUGAAGCUGUGAUCCUGGGUGGGAGCACUAAGAGAUGAGCAUGGGUGGAGGAGAACUGAGACAGAUCUGGAUAAGAUCUGGAUAAGAGGCAAUGAGAACCCGGCAGAGGAGUAGAGGAGGGGUCAGGUGCUGAUGAUGGAGCAGGAAGAUGGCUGAGUACUGCCCUCCACCUGCCAGAGAACAAUGUGAAGUCUUUAGGGAUCUUGGCAAGAGCAGUUUCAGGGAAGCAGGGGGAGCAAAAUCUCAUGGGUCCAAGCAAAAGCAGGAGGACAGAAAUCAGGGUGAGUAGGGACAACAGUUUUGAGGAGAUAUGCUAUAAAGGGAAAGAAAAAAAGGAGUAGAGGGGCGAGGGAUCAAGAGAGGGUAUUGUUUGCUUUUAAGGUGGGGGAGACACCAGCUUGUUAGCUGAUGGGAAUGAUCCAGUGGAUGAUGGAGUUGGGGUGUGAAGGAGGUAAUCGAAGGUUGAGUCUCAGGAGAGCUCUGGUCACACUCAUUCUACUGGUUUGAGUCACCUGGGGCCCCCUCCCAGCUGCAAGCAUCCUUAAGGGUUGGAGGGACCCCCGGGGUGUUCUCUCCAGCUGCUGAACUCACCCAUUUGUUUGCAUACUCACUGAACAGCAAAGGGUUUGGAACCUUCCAGAAACAGGUGAGGGUGGCCAUCUCCAGGUCCUUGCUCUUGCUGUUUGCUCUGUCUAGAAUGCUCUUCCCUUAGUCCUUUGGAAAGCUGGCUCCUUGUAGUUUGGUCCUCAGCUUGAGACCCUGAGAGAGGUGCCCAAGCUAAAGGAAGCUCCUGCAAUGACCCCCGCCCAUAGCCUCUUAGUUGUAUUUCUUACACUCACCAGGAGCUGAUGGUACCUUGUUUCUCAUUUGUUUGCACUCUAUUGACUGUCUCCACACUAGAGUAGAAGCUGCACAAGGGUGGGGACUUUGAUUCUGGGGUACCCCCAGCACCAGAAGAGGGCCCGGCACAAAUGCGCCCCAGCGGCCUAGACAAUGCUGGCAAAACAACCAUCCUCAAGAAGUUCAACGGGGAAGACAUUGACACCAUUUCCCCGACACUAGGCUUCAACAUUAAGACCCUGGAACAUCGAGGAUUCAAGCUGAACAUCUGGGAUGUGGGAGGCCAGAAGUCCUUGCGGUCCUACUGGCGGAACUACUUUGAGAGCACCGAUGGCCUCAUCUGGGUGGUGGACAGCGCCGACCGCCAGCGCAUGCAGGACUGCCAGCGGGAGCUCCAGAGCUUGUUGGUGGAGGAGCGCCUGGCUGGAGCAACCCUCCUCAUCUUUGCCAACAAACAAGACCUGCCUGGAGCACUGUCCUCUAAUGCCAUCCGUGAGGCCCUGGACCUGGACUCCAUCCACAGCCACCAUUGGUGUAUCCAGGGCUGUAGUGCCGUCACUGGGGAGAACCUCCUGCCUGGCAUUGACUGGCUCCUGGAUGACAUUUCCAGCCGCAUCUUCACGGCCGACUGAACGACUCCAGAUGCCCCCCACCCCACCUUGCAGUCCAGCCCCCUACCCCCCGCCCUCAUCAAGCACCAUCCAUGGGGGAACGGGAGUCAGCCAGCCUGACAAACACCCCCCACCCCACUCUGUAACCUGCUGCUGCUGCUGCUAGUGCUGCCCACUGCUGCUCUGUGGCCAGCUGGCUCCCGUGGCUGGAGGGCUGCUUGCCCUGGCUGUCACCCUGGCUCCUGACCCAGCCCACCUGCAGCUGCCAUGCCAAGAGGAGAGGGCUGGGCCUAGGAGGGGAGUGGGGGGGUGGAGCUGCCUCUGCUGCUACCAAGGCUGUGGGCCUCAUCCUUUGCUCAGCUGUGAGAAUAAAUCCUUUCUUGCCCUCAA
Nyctereutes procyonoides (raccoon dog) is the source of this 2991-nucleotide messenger RNA. RefSeq names its product ADP ribosylation factor like GTPase 2 (gene ARL2). The transcript is spliced from 5 exons. Gene Ontology annotation, biological process: protein folding. The record is from RefSeq and is a predicted model, not a curated record. Bases 2122 to 2622 code for a protein of 166 amino acids. NCBI's taxonomy places the organism in Eukaryota, Metazoa, Chordata, Mammalia, Carnivora, Canidae. Gene Ontology annotation, molecular function: GTP binding; GTPase activity. Gene Ontology annotation, cellular component: cytoplasm; microtubule cytoskeleton.